UUUUGGUGGCGAAGAUGAUGAAGACAGUUGUGAUUCGUGUACGGAUUUGACGGAGCAAUACUAUCGUCGGAAAUCUCCUUCGUGUAUCGGUAUUCCUGACCCAGUUAAGACGUUCCGCCCGUGCGUCCGUUUCCACGUUAGCAAUGUUAAAAUGGAAGUUGGAGUUGACGUGGAUGUGACCAAUAACAAAAAGGAAAUUAGCUCGGAUCUUAGUAGAUUGUCAAGGAAAGGCACGGGUAGUCUGCGCUAUGUACAGCCUAGGUUGUCUCUGCUCGGAAAACCUAUCAGUUAUAAAAUGCACAGGAGAGACGUCAGGUACCGGCGACUGCAGGCAAGGAUUUAUAAUUUUCUAGAGCGACCGAAGGACUGGUACGCAGUGUUCUACCACAUUGGAAUAUGCGCGGUGUGCAUUGGUUCGCUUGUUCUCAGCACUUUAUCAACGAUCCAGGAAUUUGAAGCAACCAUGACGACAGUGGUUAUAUUCCUGGAGCCGCUGUUGCUGUUCUGGUUGAUUGUUGAGUAUUUGGUGAGGAUUUGGGCCUCAGGGUGUCGCUCAAGGUAUCAGGGUUGGCUUGGCAGGAUGAAAUUUGCUCAAAGACCCCUCUGCAUUGUGGACGCAGUGAUAAUCAUAUCCACAGUCAUAGUUAUCCUAGUUGGCAGUUCGAGCGAGGCCUUUGCCGCUUCUACACUGCGUGGUCUACGCUUCUUCCAGAUACUCAGGAUGGUGAGAAUGGACAGACGGGCGGGCACCUGGAAACUCCUGGGCUCCGUCGUCUGGGCACACAGAAGGGAGUUGCUGACCACGGUGUAUAUAGGCUUCCUCAUGCUACUAUUUUCUUCGUACCUCGUCUAUCUUGCCGAAAAGGACCACAACAAACUUCGCUUUGGGACCUACGCCGAUGCCCUCUGGUGGGGCGUGGUUACUCUAUGCACAGUUGGGUAUGGGGAUGUCGUUCCAACCACUUGGGCAGGAAAACUCAUAGCCUCAUUCUCGGCCAUUUGUGGAAUAGCUUUCUUUGCCCUACCAGCGGGUAUUCUGGGUUCCGGCUUCGCUUUAAAAGUGCAACAACAACAGAGACAAAAGCAUCUGAUUAGACGACGGGUACCAGCCGCUUUAUUGAUACAGAGUUUGUGGCGUUGUUAUGCGGCGGACGAAAACUCCAUCUCCAUAGCAACAUGGAAGCCACAUAUGGUUCCAUGUCCGAGUCCUACACAAGAGCGACCAUUCAAAACCAACGCUUCUUUUGUAAGUCGGUUUUCCACCCGGAGGAAAGGGGGACCUAACUCUAACAACAACGGCGGGACAGCCAGUCCUCAUUACCCUUUGAUAUCCAGAGGUGACUCGAAGAAGCAAGGCUGCUCGGAUGAGGAUGUACCGGAAACCCUACAAAGCUUUGUAAAUCGCACGUGCAGGAGUCACCUUAGCUUGGCCACGGGGCUGGUGGACCAGAGAGUGGACAGAAUCGCCAUGAUGAAAGACCCGUCAAUACAGUCAUUUCACGUUAAGCACGAACAGUCAGAAGAGGAGAUGGACUUGUCCCCCAAAAUACGCGAACUCACCAUCGUUGAUAAGGCCGCCAUCCGGUCAUUGCGGAAAAUUAAAUACUUUGUGGCACGGAAAAAGUUCCGGGAAGCGUUACGUCCAUACGACGUCAAAGACGUUAUAGAGCAGUACUCUGCCGGCCAUGUGGAUAUGCUCGGUCGGGUUAAGAGUCUUCAGUGCAGAUUGGACCUCAUUCUUGGAAAGUCUGGAAGUAAAAACAAAGACGUAUAUGAUUCAAAAGUUAGCUUAUCGUCUAGAAUCGUGAAAGUUGAAAGACAGGUAGAAGACAUUGAAUCAAAACUCGAUCUUCUGAUUGAUUUGUACAAAGAAGACCGGAAAGUCUUGCUUCAAGCUAGAGCAAGCGUUACCAAUAGUUCGGCCUCGAACGAGCACGCAAAUCAAAACCAGCAAAAUUGUCCAAAACCACGGUCAAUCCUGGUCGAUAAACAGUACACGAGUGAACCGUCAUCGCCAAUCAUAGAAAAGCAUCCGAAAAAGUUCAUGUUACGCAAUCACUCAGACCUUAGCUCAAGAAUUCGUAAGCGAGUCACUUACAGACUUCACUCAGCUCCUGUCCGACACUAUGGUAACGUUCCAAAUAAUGAAGAGGGUGAAGAAAGUCAUCAUGUAAAUAGUGAGUUUGACAGCUUGAGGGACGAAGGUAAUGCAGAUGUAAACAGUGUUUGUUCGAGUAGAACAGUUUCAAACGAGGAUAUUGUUGAAGACAGAGAUGGAGAAACAGUUGAGUGUGAAGCGUAUACAAAAAAACAGUACACUCAAAAACAAGAAAUGUUGAAAAUAAACAAUGUCAACAAGGAGAAGUCUUCAGUGAAAGGUGAAACGAAUCAAAAUUAUCUUGAUUACGAUGCUCACAACAAUGAUAACAAUGAACUCGAACCUAAUGGUUCAUAUUGUCCUCAUCAUAAUGAAGAAGAUUGCUCAGAAAAUCCAGACGUUAAUGACGUAUUUGAAAACGACUCUGCGGAUGAAUGCAAAAUCGAUAUCGAGACGACCUGUCUAAUUAAGAUUGACCCACCGUAUUCAGACACUGCUCGGGAGAUGAAUGACUCCAAAGAUAGGCGAGAUCUAGAACACAUGGUUUUACUGCCUCUUGGAUCGAUGCAAGCAUUAGCAGCAGAUUCAUCGGAUGUAUAAAAUAUAAUACGUAAAAUAUGUGUUUAUUUAAACAUUCGUUUAAAAUUAUGCUCAGUACUUUUUAAUACUUAAAGUUUAUCGAAUCAUUAUUUCCUUAAAGUUUUCAGAAAUAGUCAUAAUUAUCAUUACCAUAUCUAUACGUAAAUUUUUUACCAUGCAUACCAUUUUUUUUCAAAAGAAAUGAAAUGCACAUCUUGAAGUGUUAAAUAGAUCCAUUCGAAGAGUAUAUUUCGGAAAGUAUGCCACCAAAUAUAUAACUUUAGGCUAGAAUGAAAUAUUAGAACAAUGUUAAAAACUGAUAAAUAAUUGGAAGAAACAAAAAUGUAUUGUCAUGUGACAUAUAAAAACUUUAGUUUUUCCUGUUGAAAGGCAAAAGGUCAAAUGUACAUUUUUUUUUUUUAAUUAUUACAAACAUUAUUUUGAGGUUAGAUAAAUUAGCAUUAAAAUAAAAAUGUAUUAGAACUGAUUUAUUAUACUGACUACCGUGAUUACCGUUUAUACUUUGUACAUAUUGUAUACAAAGUUUGUUUAUAAACUGGCAAUACCAAAAACAACCUCAAACGAUUUAUAGUUCGAUUUUUUUUAAUCAAAACAUCAAACUUUUUAAGCUAUUAAAAUAAAAAAUGCAUCUUUAAAACGACAAAAUAAAAAUUGAACUUUUGUCGAUAAAUGGUUGAAUUAAUUUAGUUUAUAAUCACGUUUCGUUUGUACAAAGAAUAUAUGUUCCGUUUCAGUUAAUAUUCACAGACAAAAUUGCCAUGAAAAUCAUUAAUCAUGGGAUUUUGGUACUAAACUUUGAAAUAUUUUAAAUGAUUUGAGCAUCUCUACUCGUCAUGUAUGCAUGGGGUGGGAGCGGAAAGGUUAUGCAUGGGGUGGGAGCGGAAAGGUUUUAUCUGCUACUUUAAUCAAUGUCAUGUAGGACGUUUUCGUGUUUACCCCUUGUAAUAAACACAUACGAUGAGACAGGGUAGUUUGGAAUAUCUAUAAUAAGUAUUCAUUGUUGGUAAUUAGUGGAAAUCACUUAAUAAUUAUUACAUUUUGAAUACAAUUCAGAAUGGCAAUAAAUUUAAUCUCUAAUAAAUCAGAAUUGUUCUGUGUGAUUGUAUAUAUUACUGUGAUUUUCUGUUUCUAUUAAAACAACAUGAACCUGA
This is a messenger RNA of Mya arenaria, 3849 nucleotides long. Its product is annotated as potassium voltage-gated channel subfamily KQT member 4-like. Gene Ontology annotation, molecular function: voltage-gated potassium channel activity. Gene Ontology annotation, cellular component: membrane. The record is from RefSeq and is a predicted model, not a curated record. NCBI's taxonomy places the organism in Eukaryota, Metazoa, Mollusca, Bivalvia, Myida, Myidae. Gene Ontology annotation, biological process: potassium ion transport; transmembrane transport. The coding region runs from base 152 to 2698 and encodes 848 amino acids. The transcript is spliced from 14 exons.